Manduca sexta (tobacco hornworm) is the source of this 910-nucleotide messenger RNA. Its product is annotated as chymotrypsin-1-like. NCBI's taxonomy places the organism in Eukaryota, Metazoa, Arthropoda, Insecta, Lepidoptera, Sphingidae. The transcript is spliced from 5 exons. The coding region runs from base 47 to 826 and encodes 259 amino acids. The record is from RefSeq and is a predicted model, not a curated record. Gene Ontology annotation, molecular function: serine-type endopeptidase activity. Gene Ontology annotation, biological process: proteolysis.
GCUAAAGUAAUGCAAGAAACUGUUAGUUAUUAGAACAAUCGUAAAAAUGCUGUUGCAAGAAGCACUUACGUUAUUUAUUUUUUAUACGUUAUUCGGCAGUUCUUUACAAGAUAUUAAGCCGAAGUGUUCCAAGUGUAUCUUUUACGGGAAGGAGGCGAACAUCCGCGAGUUUCCCUAUUUCGCAGCCCUCAAAGGAUGUGGGGCAGCCAUCCUGUCCGACACUUGGCUUGUUACUGCUGCGCACUGCGUCGAAAACCCUAGAAUGAAUCCAGGCAACAAAGUUUGGGUAGGCGGAGAGAGCAUUUCCAACAGCCAAGAGAUCACUUUCAAGAGAACCGUUAUCCACCCACAAUACAGGACUUUGCAGCAAAUUCCAAUCAAUGACAUAGCCCUGCUAGAACUCACGAACAAAUUGAAUUUCACCGACAAAAUCAAGCCAAUAAGACUUGGUGUUGGUCGUGGAUCCAAGGUGCUGUUUGUUGGCAAAGGGCUCGAUGAGACCGGUCGUGAAUCUAAGUCUAUAAAGAAAUUGGAACUCACAAGGCUGACGACCAAGCAGUGUUUGAGUGAAAUCCCACCAAACAUGCAACGCAUAGUCUUACCUUAUAUCAAGGAGUUGGAGAAGGUCAAUAUCUGCGCGAGACGAACUGAAGAUCAACCGGGUAUAUGCAUGGGUGACUCCGGCAGUCCACUGACUCAGAAUAAUCAGCUGAUAGGGCUCGCGUCGUACGUCGGCAACAAAGACUGUCGUAAGACCAGGCUAAAUUUCUUCACCAACGUCCCCACAUAUACAUCCUGGAUCAAGUCCGUCACUAAAUUGAAGUGAUGGUAAUACUUUCAAGGUUUUUUUUGAGGUCGGUUUUAUUUUUUUUUAGUUUAUAUUAACUUAUGUUAUAUUGGAUUAAUAAAA